AGAACGCACGGGGGUUGACGGAUACUGGUGUUCGGGUAAACCCUUGGAAGAGCAGUGGAAUCAUGAGGAUAACAGAAUCAACGUGGGUGACUGUUUAAGCUACAAGUCUUAAAUAGGUGUCAUGGCCCGGUCUACCGACCCAUGACCUUCAGCGGAGAUCCCCGUAUGUCCGCCACCGUACACAUGGAGAUCACCCGUAUCUCCUCUACCUCCACUCCCCCGCUCGACCGAUACUCGUCCGACCACCCCGCUCGGAAGCGGGUCGACCUACGUCGACCCUCGUCGGACAUACGGUCCCCCUCGUCUGUCGACCAACCGGCUGACCGCCUCAGUCGACUCCUCGACCUUGCGACCACUGCCGGUCGACCUAUUCACCCGACACUCGGCCGACCAAUCGGGCCCCCUCCUAUAGUUGCCUAUAUAAGACUUGUAGCCCGACCGGUCGCCCGUGUCGAUUCUGUUAUCCUUGUGAUUCCACUGUUCUUCCGAGGGUUGUCCGAAUAGCAGCAUCGGUCAACCCCCGUGCGUUCUCCCCCUAACUCCGCCUCCGCUUCCCGUUCGGACUUCGUACUUCGCCGGUCCCGUCACCCCGUACGACGGGCCCUUACAAUAGGCAACUAUAGACGGGGGCCCGAUCGGGCGGCCGAGUGUCAGGCGAGUAGGUCGACUGACAGCUGUCACCAGGUUGAGGGUUCGACCGGGGCAG
This is a messenger RNA of Cutaneotrichosporon oleaginosum, 706 nucleotides long. RefSeq lists its product as uncharacterized. NCBI's taxonomy places the organism in Eukaryota, Fungi, Basidiomycota, Tremellomycetes, Trichosporonales, Trichosporonaceae. The record is from RefSeq and is a predicted model, not a curated record.